AUGAAUAAUUGGUUUAAAUUAUUUCUAUUGACAAUUUUUUUUUCAAAUUCAACUAAUGCUUUUACAGAUUAUUUAUUGAAAAAAUGUAAUCAGGCUGGAUUUUGUCAAAGAAAUAGAUAUUACGCUAAUAAUAUACAAUCUUCACACAAUUCAUAUUAUCAUAUAGAUGAACAAUCAAUUCAUAUCAAUUCCAAUGAUUUCUCCCUAGGAGCUAAUAUUAUUAAGACAAUUCCAAGAGAUGAUAUUGAUGAUAUUACUAUAAUAUUACCAUUUAAAUUAUCUUUUCAAAAUGAUUGGCAAAGUGUAAGGUUUACCAUUGACGAAUCUAUUGACGGAAGAAAAGUCUCUGAAUUACCAUUAUUGAAUCAUUAUAGAUAUAAUGAAACUGGAUUAUGGUCAUUUAUGAAUCAUACAGAUUCUUUAAAUAAUACUCCUUUACUAUUUGAAAAAUUAGAAAAUAUUCAAUCUAAUUUAAAUAAAUUAAUUAAUUUUGUAUUUCAAACACCUGACUUACAAAAUAAUGUUAUUAAAAUUUAUAACCAAAUUAAUCAAUUAGAGAUACAUCUUUUCCUAGAUUCAUUCCAGAUUCAUAUCUUUCAAGGUAAUGAUUUAAUCCUUUCCAUUAAUGAUAGAUCAUUAUUCAAUUUUGAACAUCAUCGUUCUUUAGAAGAAAAUUUUCAAAAUGUUUUACCAGAGGAAUCAACUUUUAAUAUGUUUGCUGAUGAUUUUGAAUACUCUAAGAACGAUCAAAUUCCUUUUGGUCCAGAAUCAAUCGCUUUGGAUUUCACAUUCAAUGAAUUUAACUCUUUAUUUGGUAUCCCAGAACACGCUGAUUCUCUACGUCUUAAGGAUACUUCAAAUGAUGAACCAUAUAGAUUAUUUAAUGUCGACGUGUUUCAAUAUAAUUUAGAUUCAAAAAUGCCAAUGUAUGGUGCUAUCCCAUUAUUACUAACAGCAAAUAAAGAAAAAUCCGUAGGUGUCUUUUGGAACAAUCCAUCAGAUACUUGGGUAGAUAUACAUUAUACAGAUAAUAAUAAGAUAUCACAAUCACAUAUCAUGUCAGAAUCUGGGAUUAUCGAUGUAUUUGUAUUCAUUGGUAAGAAACCAUCUGAUAUUUCUGAUCAAUUCACUCAAUUGACUGGAAGACCAGUCUUACCCUUGCUAAGUUCUAUUGGAUAUCAUCAAUGUCGAUGGAAUUAUAAUGAUGAACUGGACGUACUAAAUGUUCAAGAAAAUAUGGAUAGAGAAGAUAUUCCAUUUGAUUUUAUUUGGUUGGAUUUAGAAUAUACAGACGAUAAAAAAUAUUUCACUUGGAAACCUGAUUCAUUUAAAAAUCCAGGUAAAAUGUUGAAAAAAUUAGCUAAAUAUGGUAGACAAUUAGCCAUUCUUAUCGAUCCACAUUUAAAGACAGAAUAUCAUGUAAGUGAAGAGGUUGAAAAAGAAAACGCUGGUGUACUAAAUGCUAACGGUGAUUUAUAUGUAGGUAGAUGUUGGCCUGGUGAUUCCAUUUGGAUUGAUACUAUGGGUAAGAUUGGCCAACGUAUAUGGGAAGGUUUAUUUAAAGUAUUUGUUACUGUUAAAUUACCAUUCUAUAUCGACAAUCUACAUAUUUGGAAUGAUAUGAAUGAGCCUUCAAUUUUCAAUGGUCCAGAAACUACUGCACCAAAAGAUCUGAUUCAUAAUGAUGGGUUCGAAGAAAGGUCUAUCCAUAAUGUCUAUGGAUUAACCGUGCACGAAACAACAUACAAUUCUAUGAAAGAUAUAUAUGCAACUUCAGAUAAACGACCAUUUAUUUUAACAAGGGCCUUUUUUGCUGGUUCUCAAAGAAGUGCUGCAACGUGGACAGGUGAUAAUAUAGCUAACUGGGAUUAUUUAACAUCAUCUAUUCCAAUGGUUUUAUCAAACAAUAUUGUAGGUAUGCCAUUUAUUGGUGCAGACAUUGCAGGGUUUGAUGGGAAUCCAACACCUGAACUAAUAGUCCGUUGGUAUCAAGCUGGCCUUUGGUAUCCCUUCUUUAGAGCACAUGCCCAUAUUGAUUCGAUUAGAAGAGAGCCAUAUUUAUUAGAUAAACCUGUAAGGGAUAACGUUCGAGACUCAAUUAGGUUAAGAUAUUCAUUAUUGCCAACAUUUUAUUCUGCAUUCCAUGAAGCUAGUGUUAAUGGUAAUGCAAUUAUGAAACCAAUGUUUUUCCAAUACCCUGAAUAUGAAGAAUUAUACAAUAUUGAUAAUCAAUUUUAUCUGGGAGACUAUGGUAUUCUUGUAAAACCGAUCACCUCCCCUGAAACUUUUACCACUCAAAUGACUUUCCCAAGAGGCAUAUUCUAUGAUCUAUUGACAUUCAGGGCUCUUGUUGUAGAUCAACUAAAGGAAAUCGAAAUCGAUGCUCCAAUCACAAAGAUCCCUGCAUUUAUUGAGGGUGGUCACAUUUUAUUCAAGAGAGACAUAUACAGAAGAUCAUCUAAGUUGAUGGAAAAUGAUCCUUACACGUUAGUGAUUGCACCUUCUUUGGAAAACGGUUCUGCAAGUGGCAAGCUUUAUGUCGAUGACGGUGAAACUUUUUCAUAUGAAAGUGGUGAGUAUUUGGAGACUGUUGUGUCGCUGGUGGGUUAUUCAAUUUUAAAGAAUGACGUUAUUCAUAGUCCCGAAAACGUUGAUUGUCUAGGUAACACAAUGAUUGAAAAGAUAGUGGUCGCAGUAGACAAAAAUAACAUGGAUAUUGGUGAUCACGUUACAAUUAAGGUAGGAUCCGAAACACGUAAAUUGAAUAUUGAACAUGUAGAAGGUGCAACAACCGUAGAGAUCAAGAGCCCUCAAGUUCACGUAUAUGAACAAUGGGAGAUAACAUUUUAA
Molecule: messenger RNA, 2850 nt
Organism: Maudiozyma saulgeensis
Lineage: Eukaryota; Fungi; Ascomycota; Saccharomycetes; Saccharomycetales; Saccharomycetaceae
Source: the annotation of a GenBank genome assembly